This is a messenger RNA of Symbiodinium sp. CCMP2456, 1644 nucleotides long. NCBI's taxonomy places the organism in Eukaryota, Dinophyceae, Suessiales, Symbiodiniaceae. The record is from the annotation of a GenBank genome assembly.
AUGAGACCAAAAUCUGUGACCUUGCUCCUCGUCAUCGCCACCUGGCAAGGGAGAUGGAGCUGGCUGGGGCCGCCAGGGCCGCAGGGGCCGCAGGGGCGCCAAGUCCCGGCGUCUCGAGCAUGCCUCGUGGUGCCAGCGCAGUUGGUGGAAAGAGCUUACCGAGAGCUCUCAGAUGCCAACUGCCUUCCGAGGCGCUGGCACCCAGAAGGACGAUAUGGAAUUCCUAUCCAGGUGGCGGAAGACUCCCAGCAACGGCUCAUACCACUGUUGGCGGAUGCUCUUCACAGGCUGCCCUCGAGCUUGAGUGCGGCGUUGAUGGCUGGCACCGUGCAUCUGAGAGCACAGGAGAUCCCGUGGAAGGCGCCAAAGCAGCGGGUCCGCCCUAGCCUGACGAGCGAGCUUUCGCUCUCGGCUCCCGCAGGACGUGGGAAGGCUGUGAACUUCACCUUUGCGGAGCUCUUCGCUGGCAUCGGAGGCUUCCGGCUUGGACUUGAAAGCCUCGGAGGCAACUGUGUCUUCGCUUGUGAGAUCGAGCCCUACACUCGAGACAUGUAUCUGCAUAAUUUCGGCAAUGCACCUGCGGUGGCGGGUGAUAUCCAAGAGGUUCAUGCCUCAGCAAUACCUCCGCAUGACAUCUUGGUCGCCGGCUUUCCGUGCCAGCCGUUCUCGGCAUUAGGUACCCAACCGGCCUUCGACGACGACCGUGGUCUUCUUUUCCGUGAGAUUGUGCGAGUUUUGGAAGCUUCCGGGCCCAAGUUCUUUUUGCUGGAGAAUGUGCCCGGUCUGCUACGCUGUGACGAUGGAAGGGUCUUGGAAACCAUCAGGGCAGAGCUGUCUCAGGCUGGCUACGACGUGCUCGUGGAGACCGUGAAUGCUAAGUCGCUCACAGCUCAGGCGAGGAAGCGGGUCUUCAUCAUCGGUUUUCGAACAGAAUCGCAACUGGCCCGCAAGUUUCAGCUUCCACAUAUUCCCGACCUCUGUCUUCGGGCAGAGGACAUCCUUGAGACAGAGGAUGAAGUCAUGCGAAGUGGCUUGCUGGAAGACUACACUCUCACCGACGAGCAGUUUCUGCGCCUGCAAGGGUCGGCAAAAUGGGCCCGGCGUGGUGGCAUGAGCAGUACCUUGGCGUGGGGUGACAAGGUAUGUGCCACUUUGGUCGGCCACUACGGAAAAACACUCCGAAAGGGAAACUCGCAGCUGGUGCCACGGAAUGCGCCCUUUAAGCCGCGGCGCUUCACACCCCGUGAGUGUGCACGGCUAAUGGGAUUUCCGAACAGCUUCAAGCUCACGGAGCAAGCAGAAGGACAGUCACCGGGAAUGUGGUACCGGGCCCUAUACAAGAUGUUCGGAAACAGUGUGAGCCCCCCGGUGGUGGCGGUGUUGGGUGGCGCGAUCCUGGCCUCCGAACAGUCCUCAGACGCCCCCCGCGAUCUUGGGAUUGCUGCGGCCCUGGGUUUGGCCUUGGAGGCCAUGACACCCAGACGCCGACAGCUACUGGAGUGCCGUUUGGGUGUGUCAAAACUCUACAGCAUCCCUCGAAGCACCGGCAUCUGUGCCUUGAGUACAGGCAUUAAUAAUGUCGCGGCCCGAUUAAUCGACCCCUCCCCCCCCGCCAACCAAAAUGUUUUGGCUUGGGAUCCGUGA